Molecule: messenger RNA, 3652 nt
Organism: Daphnia magna
Lineage: Eukaryota; Metazoa; Arthropoda; Branchiopoda; Diplostraca; Daphniidae
Exons: 2
Source: RefSeq, a predicted model, not a curated record
GGCGAUUGCUGUUUAGCUCUGUUAAUUUUGUAAUUCCGUAGUGGCGCCACCAGCGGUUGCUGCUUAGCCACUCUAUUGUCUCCCAUCCUCUUUUCAAAGGUGUCAUUUUCUGUGUCUUCUCCUGAUUUCCCAGUGCUAUACUGACAUCUUGAUUAAUUGACACAGCUCUGACUAGAAUUGUAUAGCCCUGACUAGAAUUGUAUAAAAGAAAACGUGACUAGAAGUUGACUAGCACUGAGGUCUGACUAGAGUUGAGGUCUUGACAGACGGAACCUUAAGCAAGGUACUAGUCAAACAUGUGUUAGAGCUACCUUGUCUAUUGCAUCUAAUAAUGUACUCAUUCAGUUGCUGUGAUAACGGUUCUUGCCCUCCUGACCUGGUGUUCACCCACUGUGUUGAGUGACCCAGUUGUAUCGUAAUCUUUAUUCCUCAUCCAAGCUAGCUCUGCUAGAUUGAUGAUAGAUGAUCAGAAUUCAUGACUUCGUUUUAUCGAGACUGACACAAUAUACUCGUGGUCCAUACAGUCCACUACUCGAGUACCAACCAAGCUAUCAUCUGGCCCUUCGAACCGGAGCACCGGCACGUUUCUGAAUCACGCUGUUCAGCAUUUGAUGUGACUCCAUCCUGGUGUUAAGCAGAACUGCCCACACCUUUCAGCAUUUAUUGAAUUGACUUCGGCCUGCCGUUAAGCAGACCUUCCCACGCUGCUCAGCGUUGAAUUGACCCGCCCCUGUGGCUCCUUGACAAAGACUGUCUGCCGUUAAGCAGACCCGACCAAGCCAACGAGAACCAAGUUGGAAGGAACUGACCAGUUCCAGCCAAGAGAAUCCUUUGCCCGUCAAGCAGAGCCGACUACUCGACGAGAACCAAGUUGGGAGUCCAGCUAUAGACAGACGGUGUUCCAGGACUCUAUUGCACCCUCUUUUCAACUGACUUAGACCCUGCCGUUAAGCAGGCAACCCAGUGGACGAAGAUUCUCCAUCGACGAGCAGCGCUACCAUCCACUACGUUGCUGCUAGCUCUGAUCCUUCGCCUUAUUCUAGCCUUUGUCAUUAUGGCGGAAGAUAUCGCAGCGCUCACCAUCGACCAAUGCAGGGGGCGCCAGAAGGUACUGCGUCAGAAGAUAACCGGAUGCUGCACCCGUAUCCGGAAGGUUAUAACCAAUAAGCUUUCGCGCCGUGAAGCCACCCGCCUCCUGGAUGACGCUCGCACUCUCCUUGGUGAUUCCGGCCCGAUCAAUGACCGUUUAUUGGAGCUGUUGGAGGAGGCUGAGGGGGAGCAACAACAAGAAUCAUUCCUGCGUUACGGAGGGGAUGUCGACGCAGUGGCGGACGAGGUGGCUGCGUACCUCUCUAGCCGAGAAGGGGAUAUAUCUUCCGUCCCUGGAUGGGAUCCUGCAGAUCCGGAGGUACUCGCCGCCCGACAACGAGCCCAAGAUGCCGCGAAGGUUUACGAGGAGGCCGCCCAAGCAGCCGAAGCAGCAUUGAAGGAGAUGGAGGCAGCCAAGCAGUCCGUUCAGGACCUAGGGGGUGAGAAGGCCCUGAAUGACGAUCGAGAGGACGAUUUUCGGUCGAUUAUCUCCGUACCCCCGUACAGACCAGUAGCACGAGUUCACGCGCCGGAUGAGUGGAUCGACGACUAUUGCAGUGGAAGAGAGAAGCCGUUCGUCUAUUCCGGUGAUCAUCGCCACACAUCAGUACGAGUAGACUUGGAGGUUUACUCCGGUCGCGCUUUGGAUUGGUUUGAGUGGAUCGACCUCUUUCACUCACUCGUACACCAGACCGGCAAGGCGCCUGGAGAGAAGCUGGCGAUUUUGAAGAGGAACGUACGGGGAGAGACGGCCGAUUUAGUUUACGGAUUAGGUGGAGGUGCGCUGGCCUACAAGGAAUCCCUCCGACGUUUGAAGGGGACAUGUGGCAGCCGUGCAGUUAUCCGUGCAGCACACCUACAGGCCCUGGAUCGAGUCGAGCCACCGACGCCUGCUACAUUCCGUAGAUUUGCUGAAAAGGUGAGGACUCACCUCUUCAAUCUCACCUGGAUCGGUGAGACCGGCCAUGCUGAUUUGAUCGAGCGACUCACACAGAAACUUCAGCCCCACGAUCGGUUACACUGGAAUGACGGCCAGCGUGGAGGAUUGGAGCGUCGCACCAUGAACGAGUUUGGCCUCUGGUUAUGUACGCGAGCGGCUGCGUACCAGAAUGCCUAUUCCAUUGCCGCCGAGCAGCACCAGAGGAGCAACAAUCCAGCGCGGCCACCCCAGGCGGUAAACAACCCGUAUCAUCAGAAGAGACAUUCACGGGCCCAUCAGGCCUCCACCAAUCACAGGGCCGGACCGGCUCGAGGGGCUCCUGCCCCUACCCCUCGUGAAGGAACGACACCAGCACCCAAAACUCCGUAUUGUUUUAAAUGUGAGGGUGAGCAUCGGUUGGCUGAUUGCCAAUUCUUCAAGAAUAUGCCCGUAGCUGGACGAAUGACGUUCCUGAUGGUGCGCGGCCUGUGCUACUGUUGCUUCGGCGUGCGACAUGGAGCUAGCAACUGUAGCUUCAAGAAGGAAUGCGGCAAGGAUGGAUGUAAGGCGUUCCACCACCCUCUGAUCCACACUGACCGGGGACUUCCGGAGAGAACGGGCACCUCACAUUCUGCCAGAGCAACGUCCGGUACCAUCGCCUUUGGGGUGAUCCGCCUCGACGCCAUGAAUGCUGACGGGGAGCUGGUGCCCAUUAAUGUCAUGUUGGACGCCGGGAGCAACACAACUUUCAUCCGCGAGGGAUUGGCUCGUUCGCUCCGGAUUUCGGGCGAGCGACAGACACUUCGAGUCCAGGGAGUAGCUGACGCGGCCUCAACGCACCCGAAUUCAGAGGAAUUGUUUCUUCAGCUGAUGACGGCCUUCGGUGACAUAGUGACCCUUAAGGGCUCGACCCUGAAGACCGUGACACAGCCAGUUCCCGUGUACAAUUGGGAGCAGCUUCGCCACCGUUGGACCCACCUUAACGACCUGCCACCGCUACGCAGCUCUGGCGGAAGAAUCGACGUCCUGAUUGGUUUAAACCAUACAAGUCUUAUAACACCGACAGAUUAUCGACUCGGAGCCGACGACGAGCCAGCGGCUAUCAAGACAAGGCUAGGAUGGACAAUCCUUGGUGUGUUGGGAUCAGGAUCGACGACGGAGGCCCUCUGCCACCGUGCCUUUGCCUCUCCAGAUGUACACAUCACAGCGGAGUUGGUGGAACAACUACGACGGUUCUGCGACACCGAAUCAUUCGGCACCGAGUACCAGGGCGCGGGAAUGUCCACAGACGAUCGACGGGCAGUCGAUAAGUUGGAUGCUGAAACCAAGAAACUGGAUGUGGGUUACCAGGCCCCAAUUCUCUGGAAGGAUGAAGAGCCUCCAUUGUUGCCCGACAACCGCAGUGUAGCUGAUUCUCGGCUUCGUCCGCUUCUGAACAAAUUUGCAAGAGAUCCAGCCUAUGAGACACACUAUCGAGAGUCGAUGGCGAAAAACUUUGCGGAAGGUUACGCAAGGCGGCUGUCUACCACAGAGGUCGAGGAGCGGCCAACUCGAUAUUGGCUACCCCAUUUUGCAGUGCCCAAGGUUGCUGGGCGCCCUGAGCUGCGGUUGGUUUUCGACGCAGCUGCUAAGUACCGAGGGGAG